GCACGUGCUUCAUUCCAAGAUCAAGAUGGCAGCCUCUGUAUGUCGGUGUUACGAGUUGAUUGGCAGAAACACUGUGGCGCUCUGCGCUCGGUCUGUGGUCUCUACGCCGUGGAGAGGAGACGCUUACAGGUUACACAGGAGCCCAGCUGCAGCUGUACAGGUCCGAUAUGCUUCAGGACAGAAAGGUUUCCUGGGGGAGUUUGUUGAUAAUCUCCGUCAGGAGUUCAGUAAGAACCAGGAGAUGAAGGAAAACAUCAAGAAGUUUAGAGAAGAGGCCAGGAGGCUGGAGGACUCUGAUGCCCUUCAGCAGGCCCGUAGGAAAUAUAAAUCUAUAGAGGCUGAGACAGCAAAGACAUCAGAGGUGUUUAAGAAGACAUUGGGCUCUCUGUCAGAGACUGUCAAAGAGAGUCUUGAGGAGGUGAGUCGUACCAACAUUGGGAGGAAGAUCAAGGAAGGUGUGGAAGAAGCAGCCAGGACGGCCAAGCACUCUGCUGAGUCUGUGUCAAAGGGUGGAGAAAAACUGGGCCAAACCAACGCGUUCAGGACCAUCUCCCAGGGUGUGGAAUCCAUGAAGAAGGAGAUAGAUGUCGGAGAUGCCGGCGCUUACAGAGCCCCCGCUCAGCUGAGGAUGAGGAGCGACUUCGCCUUCAAAACUGCCGACUGCGACACCCGGGUGUUUGAAGCCAACGAAGUGGCUAUGGGUGUCAUUCUGCAUAAAGACUCAAAGUGGUACCAGCAGUGGAAGGACUUUAAGGACAAUAAUGCAGUUUUUAACAGUUUAUUUGCAAUGAAGAUGAAAUAUGAUGAGAGCGACAACGUGCUCGUCAGAGCAUCCCGAUUCAUGACCGACAAAGUCACGGACUUUUUAGGUGGACUUUUCUCAAAGACAGAAAUGUCUGAAGUUUUGACAGAAAUUACGAAGAUUGACCCCAAUUUUGACAAGGACUCUUUUCUUAAACAGUGCGAGAAGGAUAUUAUCCCUAACAUCCUGGAGGCUAUGAUUCGUGGAGAGCUGGACGUGUUAAAGGACUGGUGCUAUGAGGCUACUUACAGUCAGCUGGCGCACCCGAUCCAGCAGGCCAAGGCUCUGGGGCUUCUCUUUCAGUCUAAAGUCCUUGAUGUUGAUAACGUAGAUCUAGCAAUGGGGAAGAUGAUGGACCAGGGCCCGGUGCUGAUCAUCACCUUCCAGGCUCAGGUUGUCAUGGUGAUCCACGGUCCCAAAGGAGACAUCGUGGAGGGAGAUCCGGAUAAAGUGAUGAGGAUGACGUACGUCUGGGCCUUGUGCCGAGACCAGGAGGAGCUGAACCCCAAUGCAGCGUGGAGGCUGCUGGACAUCUCCGCCUCCAGCACCGAGCAGGUCCUCUGAGCUGGGGGUGAACUCAGACUGAUCCAGAGGGCAGCAGGUGGCGCUGCUCAUCAUGUCUGCUGUAUAUUACCCUCAGAGGGCAGAGGGAAACCUUGCUCCUCUGGACUGUUUGCACUCGUUCCCAUCRGGACAUUAAACACACCGACGGAGGUCAAAUAUAUGACACAUUUAUAGAAAUCUGUUUCCAGUUAGAUUAAUAUGUCACGCUGCUCCGCUCAGAAUUCACGACGACUAACUGUGAAUAAAGCACCUACGUGAAAACCAACAAAGCUGUGCAGUGUGACAAAAACAGUUUUUGUCACAGGAGUUGGACAAAGUGAAUGUGCAGCAGUUAUACCAGUAAUACCAUUCUAUGAAAACUAUAGAAAUCUGCUUUUGUUCAUUUUAACACAAGUACUGUAGGAAAAAGUAUUUAUGUUUAUAAAGGUGGAAAUGUUUGCCUGGUUCUUGGAUCAACAUGUGACCAGCUGURUUAAUGUUAAAAUUAAUUAAGUUGMGUCUGACAGCCUUAGASAUGUUAAAAGCAAACUGAUCCUAAAACCUGCUUCAUUUUUAUGUUUUUAUAUUUUCUCAAUGAAACAGUUCUCACAAAGACCAACAUGAGACGGUGAAGUGAGCCGAUGGGGUUCAAGUCUGAGUUAAACUGGGUUUUAUAAUGGCUGUAAUGUCUCAUCUUUUAGUUUUUACAUAAAACUGCUGGUUGAUUCAACUCCAAUCAAAUGCAAAAUGAGAUGAAUUUUUAAGAAUGAAACAAAACUGUAAAGAUUAUUUAUUUAAAAUCAUUCCUAUCAGUUCGUAGAAAGAGUGUUUUGUACGUGGCGAGAAACUGCAGAUGCUUUAUAUUUUGAAAUGCAUGUUUUUUCAUGUCUCUCCAUUCUGAGUCAGGUUUAGUUUUUCAUUUAUUCUUUAAACUCAUCUGUUUAUUAAAUGUGGCACCUGCUUUCUUUCAUUUAGGCAGCUUYAUUGUUGAAGCUUCAUGUUGCAGAUCAUUCACGUGUUUGUUUUAUGAACGUGGCUUUAGAGUGGGUAAAUGGUGACRAUAUAAACAAAAGUGAGUGUUAUAUGGACUGCAUCAUUGCAUUGACUGCUGUUGAUAUUAGUAAUGUGUAAACCACUGAUGAUACUAAACUAUACCUGACUUGUGUUAUUCUGUUUGGAGUCCUGAGUGUGUCCUUAAGAUGUGUGUCCAUCACUGUGUUGCUGCAGGACAGUUCUAUUACAGCAACUCCCAACUAAAAUAUGUUCCCAUGGCUGCAACACAUGCACCAGAUAAGAAAUCUUAAUUAUUUUGGAGCACUGGUUAAUCUCCCAGUUUGUACAAGGUGCAUUAGCUUUUGCAAUUAAUUAGGAACGCCAUCAAUUUCUUGAGCUGGAGGGAAUGGCUUUAUAAAUGACAACAGGUGAAAAAUAGUCAUGACUUUUCACAUUUUGUUGCAUCAGAAUGCUGGUCAGCAGGAAAGCGCACAGUUAUUAGUUUGUAUAAAUUGUCUUGCACUGUGUGCUCAAGCAGAAAUUGAAGCAUGGRUAUUGUGUAUUGAUGAACUAAUAAAUCAGUCUGUGUAAAGUUGA
Austrofundulus limnaeus is the source of this 2935-nucleotide messenger RNA. Its product is annotated as mitochondrial import inner membrane translocase subunit TIM44. Gene Ontology annotation, biological process: protein import into mitochondrial matrix. Gene Ontology annotation, molecular function: protein-folding chaperone binding. NCBI's taxonomy places the organism in Eukaryota, Metazoa, Chordata, Actinopteri, Cyprinodontiformes, Rivulidae. The record is from RefSeq and is a predicted model, not a curated record. The coding region runs from base 26 to 1366 and encodes 446 amino acids. The transcript has 13 exons. Gene Ontology annotation, cellular component: mitochondrial inner membrane.